UUAACCUCGGGACAUUGACAAAAAAGACGAGCAAACAGCUUGUGAUCCGACACCAUGGCCGUCAUCUCGUUUUCCUCCAAGGCUCUGUUGGUGGCCGUUUUGGUGGCCACCGGAGUCAUCGGCAACCCAAUCGGCCUCAAUUCGCGCGACGACUCGUCCGACUCAAUCACGCCUUGUGCCACGGUCAAGUGCACCGCCGAAACCACCUGCAAGGUGAUCGACGGCAAGGCCCAAUGCGUCCCCAUCCGCGGCGUCCCCUGCGGUAACACGGUAUGCGAAGCCGGACUGACGUGCUGCAACCCGUCCUGUGGCAUCUGCACCAAGCCCGGCAUGGCAUGCACCCAGCAAGUCUGCAAUCCCAUUCCAGUCGGCGAACAAUGCGGCCCGACCGUCUGCAAGCCCGGCCUCGAGUGCUGCAACGCGAGCUGCGGCAUCUGCGUGGAACCUGGCCAAGGAUGCACCGAGCAGUACUGCCUUCCCCCCCGAGGCGAGCAGUGUGGCAAGACGUUUUGCAAGCCAGGCACCGAGUGCUGCAACCCGAGCUGCGGCAUCUGCGUAGAACCUGGCAAGGGGUGCACGAAGCAGCUCUGCCUCCCCACCGGAGAGCAGUGCGGCAAGACCGUCUGCCCAAAUGGCCAAGUCUGCUGCAACUCGAGUUGCGGCAUUUGCACCCCUCCCGGCGGCUUCUGCACGCAGCAAUUCUGCAACGAGGAGUGAGAAGUGAUUAGGUGAUGAGGAAGAUCUGACAGGAGUGUUGUGGGGGGAAAGUGUGUCACAUUGUGAUGCAAGGGCCGACCUGCUUUCCAGGUUGGUACCUGACUUGUCAAAAAUGGGGUGUAAGGCAAAAAAGGGGAGAGCGUGUAAAUAAAAAGUCCGAAUGACCUCUUUGUACGCCAACUGGGCUUCGUCAGGGCGAGCUGCCUUGCGUCGAGGUACUCUUGGUGCUAGCCUCAACCAUCAAUCUCUGAUAGGCCUCCAUGGCCGUCUUGCUGAACCUCCUCAGGUCGUCGCCAUA
Molecule: messenger RNA, 1015 nt
Organism: Parathielavia appendiculata
Lineage: Eukaryota; Fungi; Ascomycota; Sordariomycetes; Sordariales; Chaetomiaceae
Exons: 1
Coding region: 55-717 (220 amino acids)
Source: RefSeq, a predicted model, not a curated record